Molecule: messenger RNA, 1218 nt
Organism: Synchytrium microbalum
Lineage: Eukaryota; Fungi; Chytridiomycota; Chytridiomycetes; Synchytriales; Synchytriaceae
Exons: 10
Coding region: 1-1218 (405 amino acids)
Biological process (GO): carbohydrate metabolic process
Cellular component (GO): membrane
Molecular function (GO): chitin deacetylase activity
Source: RefSeq, a predicted model, not a curated record
AUGAGGCGCCAUAUACUCCAAGUAGUUCUACCACUACUCAUAACCCAAGCAGCCUGCCAAACAUUCGAUCCAACUCAGUUACCGCCAGUUGGAACUUUCUACGCACCUCCUUGUCCAGGAGGGCGCUGCUUACCAGGUCCAUACCCCACUAUGGAUAAAGUACCAGAUGGCGUACCUUUAUGGACAAAUUCAGUGAAUCUGACUGCUGUGCCAACAUGGCCUCCACGACCAAGCUCGAUGGAAUUUGGUAUACUAUGCAAUCCUGGAGAUUCGAUGAACGCUUCGCUAGGUGCUUCAGGAAUGUGUGACUACACUUGUGGAAACAAGUGCUGGAGAGACGAAGUCACCAUGUGUCCUGGACAAGGUCAAUGGGGAGUUACAUAUGAUGAUGGUCCAUCAGAUUACACUCCUGCAUUAUUGGAUCAUCUGUUGGCUAUUAACACGAAAGUAACAUUCUUUGUAAUUGGAAGUCGGAUAAUGGAGCGGCCUGACGUAUUACAUCGUGCAUAUGCAGAGGGACAUCAAAUUUGUUUGCAUACUUGGAGCCAUGCUUCUAACACUGCCUUGACAAACGAACAAAUUAUUGCUGAAACGUAUUGGACUGCUCGAGCUGUCUAUCAGGUUAUUGGAGUAGUUCCCACUUGCAUGAGAUGGCCAUAUGGAGACUCAGAUGACCGUACACGAUUCGUACUACGAGCUCUUGGUCUGAAAGUUGUAACUUGGAACCACGAUACAGUUGACUGGUCAAUCACAGAUCCCGCAGUUGAAGCACAAACUGUUACGGGCAACUUUACGAAUUGGAUUAAUGCCGCUGGUCCAGCAGGAGGCAAUUCUAAAACAGGCUUCAUUUCAUUGGAGCACGAUCUAUUCAACGCCUCAGCAUCAGCCGCACCACUAGCCCUCACUCUCCUCCAGAAAGCCAACUAUACAAUCAAACGAGUCGGUGAUUGUAACAAUUGGCCAUCACUGUAUAUCGACACUAGCAAACCUAUAAAUACCGGACUCAAUCCUGCAUUGAUUGGAGCUCCUGUUGCCAAUGCUACAUCGUCGACUGCUAAACCAACAGGGACUGCGACCGGUACUGCUGUGAUUCGGCCUUCGGCUAUAGCUAAUGUGACUGGGGCGUCAAGUAAUGGAAGUGGAUGUAGCAAAAUCGGUGUUGAGCUGGUUGGGCUUGUGGUGUUGUCGGUCACGGUGUUGAUCAACGCGUUAAUUUAA